This is a messenger RNA of Aspergillus fumigatus Af293, 1404 nucleotides long. Lineage: Eukaryota; Fungi; Ascomycota; Eurotiomycetes; Eurotiales; Aspergillaceae. The record is from RefSeq and is a predicted model, not a curated record.
AUGUCUGAUCAGUCCAUACUUCGCAUCACUCGGGUACCAUAUUUCCUCAUCAUUCUUUAUCUCUCCUUACUGACUGACGUUUCUUCUUCUAUAGCGCUCGCUGUGGCGUAUAAGGACUCUGAUAUUCGCAAUGUUGCCGCUAUUGUGUUGGGAACCCCGGGGACUCCUUAUCAGUUCGGUCUCUUUGAGUUCAGCAUCGGUUUUGGCAAAGACUAUCCUGCUACUCCACCUAUUGUCCAAAUUACGACGACCAACGCAGGACGAUGCCGUUUCGGUCCUAAUCUCUAUGCUGGGGGGAAGGUUUGCUUUACCUGGGGUGCUCAGCGCGGGGAGGAAUGGUCGUCGGCUCAAGGACUGGAGUCCAUUCUGAUCUCCAUUCAGAGCCUCAUGUCGAACAAUCCCUAUGAGAAUGAGCCUGGAUACCAAGGGGCACAUGCAACCGAGGAUCAGGAAAACAGCCAGGCUUAUAUUGAAAAGGUAAGUUUGUCCAAGGUAGGAUGGUCAACUGUGCGCUCACCUCGCCUUGAGAUACGCCAUGAAACUCUUCGCAUUGCAGUUAUCCAACCCUUGGAAUCGUCACUGGGCAUCCAGUCGGACGGAACAGUCAAGCCAUCCGAGAGCAAGAAUAUAGGCGAGGAUGAUGAUUGUGAUGACUCGUUCGAUGAUGAAGACGGCACUUUCGUGGAGCCCUUUGCAGAUCUUCGCAAGAGACGCUUCUUAUGGUAUUUUGACUCCUACAUGCAGGCAAUCAAAGAAGCAGAACCUCAGGUUAGACGCCGCCAGAGAUUCGAAACCAUGCCUUUUGAGACCGAAGAUAAUUGCAUGAGGGGCCAUUUUAAUUAUCCCGAAUUGAGACGACGCCUCAUUUGUGUCAAGGAAGCCAUCCUCAAAGAGACGCACAAUUGGCCAAUAGAAGGUCUCGAGGCAAAAAAGCAGGAGGCUAGCCUUGCUGUGAGCCUGCAAAGUCAGUACGAGCAGAUUGUUGAGGAUUUCAAGCAUCGCCACAACUUCACAGCGGAUCUGCGCCUUGUCCAAGAAAACCCGUUCCUCUGGGAAGUGAUCUACUUUGGCCGCCCCAUGACACAACUUGACGGUGGUGUGUUUAAGAUCAAAAUCUAUAUAAGUCCACGAUUCCCGGAAGAGCAACCCCGUGUCGUCGUAGAACCAGAACUCUUCCACUACCGGGUGUCUAAAGAUGGAACGUUGUGCUACUUUCCAAAACGCACAGAGGAAAUGCGCCAUCACAUCGAGGCAAUUGUGGAGGCACUUGAAGAGGAGUCUGCACCUUACGAUCCGCGGACAACCGUGAACCCAGAAGCAUCCAAGUUGUUCUGGGGUAGCACUGAGGAUCGAAAGAGCUACAACCGUGCACUCCGUCGCUCGGUACAGAAGAGCGUAGAGUGA